AUGCCGGGUGGUUACCAGUCUGUGCAUCCCAUUGAGGAGGGCAAGUUUGUCAUAAAGCAAGAAGGCAGCCGUUUUGCGGCCUACCUCGUGCCCAGUAACUUGCCAGCAAUGCCCAGCGAUCUCUCCCCCUUUCGCAUGUAUAACGCUGAAGAGGUCAAGAAACACAUGAUGGACAUCCACAACAAAGCCCAGUUGCAAGACUUGUGCGACAAAACGGGUGUCCGUCCUGAACAGAGGACCAAGAAAUCCUCCGUAGCCCAAUGCCUAGCUGAUGAGCUGGUGCGGGAAUUAGACCUUAGCACGGCAAUUGAAGAAGCACAGGCUUUGGAAUCUGCUGGCAAACUGAAGGAAGCGACUGCAGCUUUUGGGGCGGCCUUGGCUAUUCGGGGCGAUGUUCUGCUGAAGGCACUUGCGGCAGUAUGCUUUGUAAAAAACUCGCUGCAGCAGGGCUCGUCCGCAAGAUUGCAUGGAAAAGAACCGGAGGUUUUAUUGCGGGAGAUCUUGGUGGAGGCCAAAGCGGCUCCCACACGCAGUCGGGCCCUGGAGGGACAAGUUCUCCAAACUCUUAGCGAAGUCCUCUUCGCCAAGCCUGAUAAGGAUGCAGCAGCCAUUGACCAUGCCAUGGAAGUUAGGCAAGAAGCCAGGGAGAUGAUUGUUGAAGGGACUGUUGAAGCCCUAGACUGGAAGCGGGCGAAGGCAGAGGAGUUUGCUGCUGCAGCUGCCAAGAAUGAAGCCGACCACCGUCGGUUGGAUGAGAACAUGCUGCUGCAGAGGCUGCGGCAGAUGGGUGCCAGAGAAGAAGAUGCAGACUACAUCAACGAGCUCUUUGAAGCAUGGCACCACCAUGGUGAGAACGGCGAGGAGGAGCUGGAGCUGUCAGUGCAUGAAUUCCUCCAGCGCUUCCUGGAGAUCGCGCGGCGACUUCCAGGGAAGCAGUGCGGCGGCGAGAAGCUGAACGCCUAA
Messenger RNA from Symbiodinium pilosum, 963 nucleotides. Lineage: Eukaryota; Dinophyceae; Suessiales; Symbiodiniaceae. The record is from the annotation of a GenBank genome assembly.